AUGCUUAGGCUCUGUGCUUUCCUGAUGAUCCUGGUGGUGAUGAGCUACUGGUCAAUUUUCUCUCUUAGAUGUGACCUGCCUCAGACACAAAACCUCAGGAACAAGAGAGCCUUUACACUCCUGGCACAAAUGAGGACACUCUUUCCUCUCUCCUGCCUGAAGGACAGGAAGUACUUUGGAUUCCCCCAGGAGAAGGUGGAUGCCCAGCAGAUGCAGAAGGCUCAAGCCAUCCCUGUCCUGAGUGAGCUGACCCAGCAGGUCCUGACCCUCUUCACAUCAAAGGACUCAUCUGCUGCUUGGGAUGCAACCCUCCUAGACUCAUUCUGCAAUGACCUCCACCAGGAGUUCAAUGACCUCAAAAUCUGUCUGAUGCAGUAUGUGGGGGUGCAGGAACUGGCUGUGAGAAAAUACUUCCACAGGAUCACUGUGUACCUGAGAGAGAAGAAACACAGCCCCUGUGCCUGGGAGGUGGUCAGAGCAGAAGUCUGGAGAGCCCUCUCUUCCUCAGUCAAGUUGCUGGCAAGUCUAAGUGAGGAGAAAGAGUAA
This is a messenger RNA of Apodemus sylvaticus (European woodmouse), 546 nucleotides long. Its product is annotated as interferon alpha-12-like. Gene Ontology annotation, cellular component: extracellular region. The record is from RefSeq and is a predicted model, not a curated record. Gene Ontology annotation, biological process: cytokine-mediated signaling pathway; B cell proliferation; response to exogenous dsRNA. The transcript has a single exon. NCBI's taxonomy places the organism in Eukaryota, Metazoa, Chordata, Mammalia, Rodentia, Muridae. The coding region runs from base 1 to 546 and encodes 181 amino acids. Gene Ontology annotation, molecular function: cytokine activity; type I interferon receptor binding.